AUGAAUCGAAAACUCAACGAAAAACUUAUCAAUUUCAUCAACGACAUUGCGAAUAAUGUUUUUAUCAUUCAAUUUGUUGUGUCUUCUGUUGGAUUGUUUGUCACCAUUCCACAUCUUUUUAUAUUAUUCAAUUCUUCUAUGAGAACGUCCAGUACUAACUCAUUGAUGAUCGGAAUAGCUUUCUGUGAUUUAGCAGUUUUAUCUUCUAACGUUUAUGAAAGAGUUCAAUCAUAUUGGUUGAUGCCUGCUGAUGAUCCGUGUGUGAAUUACAAUAGUUAUUGGUAUCAGAUGUCUCUACUCGUGAGCGAUAUUCUUCGAGAAACGUGUGAGCGAGCUUCCUUCUGGAUUGGAAUAUUUCUCGCGUUGACUAGAUUGUUAAUCAUGAAACUACCUGGAAACACUCCCGUCUUAUCGAAACCUAUUUUGGGUCACUUUUUGUUUCUACUCCUUCUUUCUCUCAGUUCCACCCACACUGCAUAUUUAUAUUCUGGCUAUCGAAUAACACCAUGGGGUACUCUAUGGGAACCCGAGGAAAUAUGCACUGGAUUUCCAGAAAAUUACACAGAACAAAUUUAUAUUCGUGACUUCAUAGAUAACCAAAAUUUAUUCAAAGUAACAACAAAAUAUGUGUUCAUAAAUGGAGUCUCAAGAAUACUCGUCAGCCUACUUUACCCUUUUCUGGCAAUAUUUUUGAUUUUCGAGAUCCGUCAAUCGGCGAAAUUUGCUUUAGCUGCAUUAAGCGAAAGAGCUGCGGAAGAACGACACCGAACUGGUCGAAUGAUUCUAGUGAUGACAGUAUUCUAUGUCAUCGCAAGUCUUCCUGGUAGCGCUUCCGAUUUCGUUACGUUGUUUGUGGAAAUCCAGUCAUACUCGAUUUUGGAAACACUCGUGGGUUACGGAUCAAUAUUCAUAUCCGCCUUGUUCUGUUUUAAUGCAACUUCUCACGGAUUCAUUAACUUCACAAUGUCUUCCAAGUAUCGAAAAACUGUGAGAGAAGAGUUUUAUUGUCGCAAGGGCGAACUAAGAGGAUCUUCCGUAUCGAUCACAAGAAGCAGUUCACAUAUUUGA
Caenorhabditis remanei is the source of this 1068-nucleotide messenger RNA. RefSeq lists its product as uncharacterized. The coding region runs from base 1 to 1068 and encodes 355 amino acids. The transcript has 5 exons. NCBI's taxonomy places the organism in Eukaryota, Metazoa, Nematoda, Chromadorea, Rhabditida, Rhabditidae. Gene Ontology annotation, molecular function: G protein-coupled peptide receptor activity. The record is from RefSeq and is a predicted model, not a curated record.